AUGUAUCGAUAUAUCGCGUAUGUGGUUCUGCUAUCAGUUCGUGUUAAUACAAAUCCGAAUAAUAAUCUAAAUUCUGAAAAAAUACUAGAAGAAAAUACUAAUAUAGCUAUACUGAUCAAAGGAAUUGAUGUAAAAGAAGACAACUAUGCAAAAAAGGAUGUAAUUAACGAUAUUGCAGAUCUUAAAUAUGAGGAUUUAUAUGUGAAUAUUGGACCAAAAGCCAAAGCUGAAUAUAAACGCAUACCUAGAGAGACAGAUGACGAUUACGAUGAAGGUGGCUUUAUUAGUACAAACAAUAAGACCGACCAUGAUUUCGUCGACAACAUCUCAAAUUGUCCUGACAAUUUCACGAGGUCACCGUGGGGCAAAUGCAUUUCGUGCGAUGAGCACAUGAGGAUUUUCGGAAAAACUGGAAAAGACUGCUAAGAACAGAAGAGUUGAGUUAAAAUAAACCCAAGUUCUGAUAGCAAAAGUACAUUGUACCUAUUCCUUUAAAGAAUAAUAAAUAUAUU
Molecule: messenger RNA, 512 nt
Organism: Colias croceus (clouded yellow)
Lineage: Eukaryota; Metazoa; Arthropoda; Insecta; Lepidoptera; Pieridae
Exons: 2
Coding region: 1-426 (141 amino acids)
Source: RefSeq, a predicted model, not a curated record